AUGGUGGCCCGACAUUUUGCCAAGCGGAAGUCGCUGUAUCCAUUCAUGACAAAGCCUGCCACGGUCUUUGACUUUGGGCUUUCUCCUAGUGAGGAGGAGAGAGCUGCCGAAUUGCACAAGACAGUUCGGGUUUACGAUGGUCUCAUGGAGUGCACUUGGUACCCAGGCAUCGUGGAGAAUAUCCUCGCCGGGGGUCCGCAGGUGGGAGGCAGUCUUUCACUCGGCAAUGCUGGACUUGAGCGAUUUCUGGGUGAAAAGGAGCACAUGGAUGCUGUGCCAGAGAAGUUUUGGACCUACGAAACACUUGUAAGGGACCUCGCCUAUAUCCGUGCUGCCUGCCAUGAAAGUGCUGGUAAAGUGCAUUUUUGUACCUCAGCUGCUGAGCUGGAUGCCGCAUACUCAGCAGGCGCUGUGGCCUUAAGCGCCGAUGUGCAGAAUUCAAAUUUCAUUGGACCAGACUUUGAUCGCUUGGAGACGGUGUACUGGCUUGGGCUGCGUCGGAUUCAAAUGACCUACAACGAUGCAAAUCCUGCUGGUUUCGGCUGUAUGGAAGAUGUGAACGGUGGCCUGACGAAAUGGGGUGAGAGGUUGGUGGGUGCCAUGAACGAGUUGGGUAUGAUCGUGGACACCGGGCACUGCAAGCCACAGACCGUCAUUGACGCAGCCAAAGCAUCCCGGAGACCUAUGACCUGCUCACAUGCUGGCUUAGUGUCCAUUUGCCCGGGGAAUCCUCGCACGCAGACACAGGAAGCCAUACGGGCCGUGGCAGAGACGGGAGGUGUUUUUGGCUUAGUUGCCGCACCUUCGGCCGUGAACAACACCGACUGGUGCACAGUGGGUGACCUUGUGAACAACAUUCAUGCGGCUGUGCAGCUGAUCGGUGAAGACCACGUAGGCUUCGGCUCCGAUUUUGUGAUGGCCGCUUCAAUGGAGGAGAUCCUGCGAGCUCCAGAGUGGGAUGCGGAGAGGGCCGAUUCCGUGAACACUAGCGGGUUGGUUUGGCCUUUCUCCGAUGGGCACGCUGGCUUCGAAAACAACGCAGGCUAUAGAAACCUGACCCGCGGGCUUGUUGCAAAAGGCUAUUCAGACGAGUCGAUCCGCAAGAUUAUGGGAGGCAACUUCCUGCGAGUUUUCAAGGAUGUCGUGGGUUGA
This is a messenger RNA of Symbiodinium natans, 1152 nucleotides long. The record is from the annotation of a GenBank genome assembly. NCBI's taxonomy places the organism in Eukaryota, Dinophyceae, Suessiales, Symbiodiniaceae.